Molecule: messenger RNA, 1734 nt
Organism: Dipodomys spectabilis (banner-tailed kangaroo rat)
Lineage: Eukaryota; Metazoa; Chordata; Mammalia; Rodentia; Heteromyidae
Product: arylsulfatase L-like
Exons: 9
Coding region: 1-1734 (577 amino acids)
Molecular function (GO): arylsulfatase activity
Source: RefSeq, a predicted model, not a curated record
AUGGCAGAGAACUGUGGAUGCCCUGCCCCCUCGCGCCCCAACUUCCUGCUGCUCUUGGCCGACGACCUGGGCCUGGGCGACCUGGGCAGCUUCGGGAACCGCAGCCUGCGCACCCCGCACCUGGACGGCCUGGCCCGGGACGGCGUGCGGCUGACCCAGCACCUGGCGGCAGCGUCCGUCUGCAGCCUGAGCCGUGCGGCCUUCCUGACGGGACGCUACCCUGUGCGCCUGGGCAUGGUGACCACCAACGGGGCGCGCGUGCUGCAGUGGGCAGCCGUGUCGGGCGGGCUGCCCACCUCCGAGAUCACCUUCGCCAAGAUCCUGCAGGAGCAGGGAUACGCCACCGGCCUCAUAGGCAAAUGGCACCUGGGCCUCAACUGUGAGUCCCCCACUGACCACUGCCACCACCCCCUGAACCACGGGUUUGACUCCUUCUUCGGGGUCCUCUUCACCCUGAUGGGGGACUGCUUGCAAGCGGAGCCCUCGGAGAAGCGAGCGCGUCUGCAAGGGCCCCUGGACCUGGGGGCGCAGCUGCUGCUGCUUUCCCGGCUCUGCCUGGACUCUGGGAAGCUCACGGGCCUGCUGGGCCUGCGCUGGGUGCCCUGGGUGCUGGGCCCUGUAUGUGGGGCCUUGCUCCUGGCCUGCACCUCCCGCCUCCUGGGUGUCUUCAUCGUCCAUGCCGACUGCUUCCUGAUGAGGGAUCACCAGGUCAUCCAGCAGCCUCUGAGGUUUGAGGCCAGCGCGGGGCUCUUCUUGCGGGAGGCUGAGGCCUUCAUGCACAGGCACCAGGCCAGCCCCUUCCUCCUUCUCGUCUCCUUCUUCCACAUCCACGUCCCGCUGGUCACCUCACCUGCCUUCCGGGGCGGCAGCGCGCACGGCGCUUACGGCGACAACGUGGAGGAGCUCGACUGGAUGGUGGGGCGACUGCUGGCAGCGCUGGACGGCGCGGGGCUGGGGCGCCGUACCCUCGUCUACUUCACGUCUGACCACAGUGCCUCGCUGGAGGCCCAGGGCUGGGGCGCCCGCCUCGGGGGUUCCAACAGCAUGCACCGAGGUGGCAAAGGCAUGGGCGGCUGGGAGGGCGGCGUCCGGGUCCCUGGGCUGGUGUGCUGGCCUGGGACGCUGCCCGCAGGGCGCCUGGUGCCUGAGCUCACCAGCCUCAUGGACCUGUUCCCCACCGUGGUGCGCCUGGCCCGGGGCUGGGUUCCGGUGGACAGACGCCUGCACAUCCAGGUCUCUGAGGGCUCAGAAGCCUGCACAUCCGGGUCUCUAAAGGCUCAAGCCUUGACAUCCAAGUCUCUGGGAUCUCUGGCCUGCACAUCCGGGUCUCUGGGGGCUCUGGCCUGCACAUCCAGGUCCCGCAGGGAGGUGGAAGGCCGGGACCUGAUGCCCGCGCUGCUGGGGAUGGCGCAGGCCGCAGGCCAUGACUUCCUGCUGCACUACUGCGAGGCCCGGCUGCACGCCGUGCGCUGGUUCAACCACCCAAGUGAGUGCCUUGACCUCCGCUGGGCCCCGGGGCGGGGGAGGGAGCUGCAUGCAUGCGUGCAGGGACCCGGAUGCAAGGCCUGGAGGUGGGAGACUUGGAUGUGGGAAUCCCCGGAUGUGGGAAUCCUGGGAUGUGAGGACCUGGAUGGAAGGCAUGAGAUGGGAAUCCCCGGAUGUAAGGUCCCGGAUGUGAAGUCCCCGAUGGGAAUUCCCGGAUGUGAGGUACUGAAUGAGAAUCCCUGGAUGUGA